Molecule: messenger RNA, 3851 nt
Organism: Phyllopteryx taeniolatus (common seadragon)
Lineage: Eukaryota; Metazoa; Chordata; Actinopteri; Syngnathiformes; Syngnathidae
Gene: gpr155a
Product: G protein-coupled receptor 155a
Exons: 17
Coding region: 261-2708 (815 amino acids)
Biological process (GO): intracellular signal transduction; transmembrane transport
Cellular component (GO): membrane
Source: RefSeq, a predicted model, not a curated record
GUGAUUGGUCGACUCGAUAUCGGCGCCUCUUGCUUUACGAAAGUUAACUGGGAGGGAAGCCAAGUAAGGAAAGCGUCUGUGUCCUCUCGCGUUCGCCGUUCAUUUGCGCCGUUGUCUAACGUUAGCUAUAGGGCUAACAAACAUGGCUACUUCCACCGGGACACAUAAGGGCACUGUUGGCACAGAGGCAACGUCAUGACUUCAAUACGACCUUAACCCAUGUGUCACUGCUGACACUGGUGGGAAGUAACAUCAGCAUUAUGGAGAUCAGCACCACCGCUGGCAGCACCUUUCCACAUGGGGAUGGAGACGUGAUGGAUCCCUCUCCUCCAUCAUCCAGAAUAUCCAUAGACAAGCUGCUUCCGGCUUUGUUGAAAUGUUUUGGGAUCAUCCUGUGCGGCUACAUAGCUGGGAGGGCCCGCAUUAUCACAUCUACUCAGGGUCAAGGUUUAGGCAAUUUUGUGUCCAAGUUUGCCCUGCCUGCGCUCUUGUUUAAGAAUAUGGUGCUGCUGGACUUUGGGAACGUCAUCUGGCCGUUCAUCUGGAGCGUUCUCAUAGCCAAAGUGUCUGUGUUUGCCAUCGUUUGUAUCCUGACGCUGGUAGCUUCCAGUCCCGAAAGUCGCUACAGCAAAGCUGGACUCUACUCUAUAUUUGCCACCCAAAGCAAUGACUUCGCUUUGGGUUAUCCAAUUGUUAAAGCUCUAUAUGAGACCACAUAUCCAGAAUACAUCCAGUACAUCUACCUGGUGGCACCUGUGUCGCUCAUGCUGCUCAAUCCCAUUGGCUUUGCCUUUUGUGAGGUCCAGAAAUGGAAGGAUAAGCGUGACCAGCAGCAGGGCAAACUUCUGAUUGUGGGACAAGUGGUGCUACACGUCCUCAAGAACCCGAUAGUUUUCAUGGUCGUUAUUGGCAUCGCGGCCCACUUUAUCCUGCACCAGAAGAUACCUUCCUUCAUGGAGGACUUUGUGGAUGGUUUGGCCAACUCCUUCGGGGGGGCCGCUUUGUUCUACUUGGGUCUGUCCAUGGUGGGGGAGCUGAAAAAAUUAACCAGGUCCACUGUUGUGACGCUGAUAUUACUCUUGACUGCAAAAUUGUUGCUGAUGCCUCUGAUUUGUAAAGAUAUGGUGGAUCUUCUAGACAGCACUAGCCCUUUGAACCACUCGAGUCUCUCAGACUAUGCCUUUCUUUAUGGAGUGUUCCCCACAGCGCCCAGCGUCGCUAUCUACGCUGCGUAUUACAACGCACAGCUGGAAGUGGUUAUUUCCGGAAUGGUGAUCAGCACUUUGCUCUCAGCUCCAAUAAUGUUUACCUCCGCCUGGCUGCUCACCCUCCGCUGGAUGGAUCCUCGGCUUCUGAUGAACGCAUUACAAGAUGUCAGCUUUGAUAUAAGCAUUGUCAGCUUAGUGGCACUGCUGUGGACUAUUGCAGUCAUGUUUUUUAGUAAGAAGUUCAAGAGACUGCCUCAUCUGUUUUCAACCAACCUUUUCUUGGCACAGUUCCUUACUUGUUUUGGAAUGAUGCUUUGGAAAUUUGUGGUGAGGGGAGACAACUUUAUCGGUCAGAUCUUGUCUUUUACGCUCCUGUGCACCUCACUCUACUGCACUUACGUCUGGCCAGGCUUCAUUGCACUCUCUCUUGUGCUCUUGAGAAGGUUUGACCGUCUGAAGGUUUCUUCUGGCAUGUUUGUCAUUGUGAGCUGGGGGAUCCCUGCAUUCACAACUGCUGUGUUGCUAAUCUGUGGGGAAAAACUGCAUGACACCUUAGACUCGUCGCAAUUUUACAGCAAAACGCAGAUCAUCUGCAGCACAAUUGUGCUCGCCCUCAGUGUGGCACUAUCAGGGAGUUCCCUGGUGUUUCUCAGUAGAGGAAGCUGGUCCCAAAAAGACCGAAGUCAAGGGGCAAACACCUCCGUGGAAGACCUUGUGACUGAAACUGAACAAGAUAACCACUCUAUGUUUGAACCAGAAGUCCAUUCAGAAGAUCUCAACAGAGCGUGCCUCAUGUGUGAAUCUGCACCACCCCAGCCCAUGCCUGACAUGAUCAUCAGCACCGAUAUGAACCACACAGCAAACUCACUCACAGCCCAAAGUGAGAAUAGCAAUGAUUCAACAGUGUGCCUUGUGUUCAGAGUGGAAGAGCUCAAUCAGGAUGAAGAUAGACAAGUGGCCCGUCAUGUGCUCUUAUGUUUGCUUCUGACUGUCGGCUCGCUCGCUAACUUGUCCAGAUGCGUAUGGUUGCUCUUUUACCAAGACCCAGGUAGACUGUACGUGGAGCUCCAGUUCUUUUGUGCCGUGGCCAACUACGGGCAGGGCAUUCUCUCCUUUGUGCUGUUUGGCCUGGACAAACAUUUGGUUAUACUACCGUUUUGGAAGAGGCUGCACAGACUGUGGUAUAGAAAGAGGCAAGAAGAGCAACCGCGAAGUAACGUGCCCGAAGAGAUCAGGAUGACAUGCACUGACUUCAUCGAACGCCAUAAGGACCAGUGCUUUCAUGACAUUGUCAGGAAGAGGAGGUGUGGAAUACGGAAAAUGGUGGACUGUUUCCUGGGCUGUGAACUUGUGGAGUGGCUCCAGCAGGUGGGCUUGGCUGAGGAUCAACCUGCGGCCGUACUCUACGGCACGUGCUUGCAGCAGGGUGGCGUUCUUCAGCACAUCGAGCAGGAAUGCUGCUUCCAAAACGCUCCGAUUUAUUACUCCUUUGUGACCUAAGCUGUCACCCAAUGAGCACUUUUAACUUCAGCACUGUAUGAAGAUGGCUACUUUACACGUGUACGCUUCAUAUAAUGCAUGAAAAUGCUUUAGCUCAACCAGAGGCUAUUAUUCAGGGCUGCAUGAGCGUUGCAACAACAUUGACGAUCAUCGUUGCUGUCUGAGAGGGGUUCAAAUUCGAGUAUUUUUUUAAGACGUGAUUACAUGGGUGGAAAUUCAUUAGUUACCGUAUAUCUGAACUAAUGAUAGGAUCUUAUACAAGAGCUGUAUCAAAUGUCUUUUGUACAGCUAUUCUGUUGGCAUUGUAGGGGUGUAAAUGUAGCCUUACUGGUAUCUGUCUUGUCUUUUUAGACAAAGAAUCCGACGGACCCAAACAUGCAUGGUAUCAAAAGAGUUGCACCUUUCAAAAAUGACAUAUGUGAGUGGUCAUCAUCUUUUGUCAGUUUUGUAAUCACUAGGCUAACGGCCAUGGAUGAACAUUGUGACGCCAGAGACAGUCACAUGACAUAUUUUGGAAGAGUAAUUGGCUGGAAAUGGCUUUACAACAGAAUAUUUUAUUCCUUACCACAAAUAUGGCCGUACGUUGACAUUGCUUAUUCAGCAUAACUCCAAAUGACCCAAAUGCUCAAUACAUAACCCUAAAAGUUUUUUUUUUUUUUUUUUAUGAUAGUACUGCCAACCUUUUAUUUUAUGCAAGUCAAGACAAGUACUUCAUAUUUGUUAUGUUUGGUGCCAGUAUGUAAGGGAAUAUGUACAAAGAAGUGACGUGACUUCUCUGUUUACCUCACUACCAAAGAAUGGAAGAUUAAUUUUAUUUUGUUUGGUCUCUUUGUUUGAAGCAUCAUACACAGGGGCUUUUUCCAUGGUGAGUAUUAACAAAAAGCAAAGACUUGACCUUUUUUUUUUAACGACAAAAAAACAGUAUGUCGUUUGGACAUUUAAAAAGGGCAAUUAACUAAGAUUUUUUUUUUUAUUAGUGAUAAUACUGUACAAAAGACAGGAGCGUAAAAACGUGAAUUUUAUUUUCUCUCAGGUAAAAUAUAACUGCAAUUAUUGUUUGGUAUAUAUAUUUUAUGCUCAUGCCACAUUUUGUACAGUGCUGCUUAUUUAUGGAUUGUUUUGAAUAAAUCUGCACAGACUGCA